Messenger RNA from Trematomus bernacchii (emerald rockcod), 2541 nucleotides. Its product is annotated as solute carrier family 35 member F2-like. Gene Ontology annotation, molecular function: transmembrane transporter activity. Bases 96 to 1319 code for a protein of 407 amino acids. The record is from RefSeq and is a predicted model, not a curated record. Lineage: Eukaryota; Metazoa; Chordata; Actinopteri; Perciformes; Nototheniidae. The transcript has 9 exons. Gene Ontology annotation, cellular component: membrane. Gene Ontology annotation, biological process: transmembrane transport.
ACGUUCUCAAAUUGCCAAACGUGGAUGAGAAUUUGGUGCGAUUUUUUUUAAAGGAUGGACUUUUAUCACAGUUUGAGUUUUUCUCCACACUUGUCAUGACUGAAGAGGAAAAAGAAAAAGUAUAUUACGAUCUAGCUCUCUCAGAUAUGGAGGGGCAUGAAGACGAGAGGUUGUGUGGGAAAUGGAGGGUCGCCUGCGGUUUGUACAACUACAACCUGAGGGACGUGUUCACAUGGCGCCUGCUGAAAACCCUCCUGAUGGGGCAGGUUUGCUCUCUGCUGAUCUGUGGGACUGCGGUCAGCUGUCAGUACCUCGCUGACGCUAAGGUGGAGACUCCGAUGCUGCAAAGCUUCCUGAACUACGCCAUGUUGCUGUUGGUCUACACCACCAUCCUCUGCACCAGAAAAGGAGACAGGAACAUCCUCCACAUCUUAAAGACCAAGUGGUGGAAGUAUUUUCUGAUGGGAGUAGCAGAUGUGGAGGCAAACUACACCGUGGUGAAGGCGUACCAGUACACCACUCUGACCAGUAUACAGCUGCUGGACUGCUUCGUGAUCCCGGUGCUGAUGGUCCUCUCCUGGUUCUUCCUGAAGACCCGCUUCAGACCGGUCCACUUUGUGUCCGUGGGGGUGUGUUUGCUGGGGGUAGGGGCGAUGGUGGGGGCCGACAUCCUGGCAGGGCGCGACCAGGGGUCCACCAGCAGUGUGGUUCUGGGUGAUGGUCUGGUUCUCCUCAGUGCCGUUCUGUACGCCAUUUCUAACGUCUGUCAGGAACAAACGGUGAAGAACCUGAGCCGGAUCGAGUUCCUCGGCAUGAUGGGACUCUUCGGGACCCUCAUCAGCGGAGUGCAGCUAGCUGUUCUGGAAACUCACGCAGUCGCAGCGAUAACAUGGGAUUUUCACACGUCCCUGUGGUUUGCAGUGUAUGCUCUGUGUAUGUACUCUCUGUAUAGCUUCAUGCCGGUGGUGGUGAAGAUGACGAGUGCCACGGCGGUGAAUCUGUCUCUGCUCACCGCCGACCUGUUCAGCCUCUUCUGCGGACUCUUCCUCUUCCACUACAGCUUCUCCACGCUCUACAUCAUCUCCUUCGUGGUCAUCAUGGUGGGCUUCGUCAUGUUUAACGCCGUCCCAACGUACACAGCUCUGCCGGGGUCCGGGUCCAACGAGGAGGAGAACCCCCCCGAGGAGGAGGAGAGCUCCUCAAAUCGGCUGCUCUCUGCAGGACCAGAGGCUCAGAGAGAGCCAGAGAGAAGAGACACUAAGAGGGGCGAGACCCAGAGACCCUCAGAGACCCCCACCCUGGAGACGCUCUGUGAGUGAGGGAGGAAGAGGAGGUGAAACCUGAGAGACUGCAUUAGGUGUGUUCAUACAGCAGGUUUCUGUGAAGAGGACUGCCUGCUCUCACCCUGUUACAAAGGGACUCAAAAUACAGAAAAUUCACUCUAUUUUACCCAGAGACCCUCAGAGACCCCCACCCUGCAGACGCUCUGUGAGUGAGUGAGGGAGGAGGAGGAAGAGGUGGUAGUACCAGAGAGACUGCAGCAGGUUGUGUUCAUCCAGCUGCUCCCACCCUGUUACUAAGGGACUCCAAAGACAGAAAAGUCCUUUUUUUUCAGUAUUUUUGCUUCUAUCGCUGCAUUAUUUUCAUUCCUAACUCCGGGUUUCCUCCCGUCAGACAGACAGUUAAUUUGUGCAUUUUGAAUAUUACAGAAAACGACAUCUCAACGGUUGCGUCGACACGUUCAUUAUCCCUCAUUUUAAACUUUUAAAUAGACAUUUAGUAACCUGUACUAAGAGACAUGCAUUAUGACAUCUGAGCGCUUGUGGACCGUCACACAGAACGUUCACUCUUGUAUUUUUAUAUUCGAGGAAUAUUGUUUUGGACAAUUUGCAUCGAGACAUUUCCCAUCCCUAAUUUAGAUUUCAUUAUGCUUGUUUCAUUUCUUUUUUUUUUAGAUAUGUCAACAUUUUGCAUCGACAUAUUUUUUGUGUUUUUAGUUGUUGAUAUUUAUUUUUUAACAUUCCCCAGAAGUGCAUGUUUUCCCCUUCAUACAGAAAGUUUGAUUUAUUUUCCUUGCCUUUUUUAAUUUGACGUAAAAUGCUUUUCGGCAUCUUAACGGUGGCACAUUUGUUAUUCUUUAAUUUCAUACAUAUUUUAGAUACUUCUUUACCAACAUUGAUCCAAAGUCCAUGUCUUCUUCUCUCUGACACAAAGUCCACUGGUUUUUGUUAUUAUGCAUUUUUCAUAUCUAAGGAAAACGAAAAUGAUGUUACAGGAUGUGGACGUGUCAAACACUGCACUUCUAUUUAUUGUGCCAAAACUGAUGUGUUACUUCCUUUCUCCUUUUUUAAAUUAAUAUAUUUGGUAUUUUACAAAAUGCAUCAUCUGUUUUAACUCUGUCUUUGUUUUGAAUGUGAUCACUAAGCUGGAUUUGAAUGUUGUCUACACUGCAGUUACAACUGUAAUAUAUAUGCUGUCAAUCACAGGGCUCUAUGAAAAGCACAGAGAACUUUUUUAAUAUUAAAUGACAUUUUUAUAUUC